GGCUCCUCCCGGCGUUGCGUGUUGGCUCUGUCCACAUGAUCACCGUAAAACGCAUGCGCCAAGUUGGGAGCAGACGCACUCGUUUCCUCGUUUCGCCUCUGCUGCAGUAGGAGCAGUAGGAGGACGGCGUUUUGUGGUUUUGUUACGGUUCGAGCGCGGGCAGCAUCCCCGAAGCCUAGCUGCGAUGCCUCGCAGAAGGGCCAUAGGCUCACGAUGUUGUGUUGCUGCCUGCUUGAACUAUCAGUCGACCAGCCCGGGAGUUGUUUUUCACAAGUUCCCUCGCGACAGUGCGCGUCUCAUUGUUUGGACAGACAUCGUGCGCCGUUGGAACUCCGAGAAGCCGUGGUCGCCAAAUAGCAGGACAUUGAUCUGUUCUGACCACUUUUUGCCCGAAUGCUACCAGCGAGAUCUGCGCUUGUUCUGCGACGCUGGGUUUUCAACCAAGUACGCGCGUCUGGAUCAAAACGCCGUGCCGUCGAUCCUCGAUCCUGGAUCCUCGCCUUCCGUAACAGCCGACGGACUGACGCCGGACGCCGUGUCGUCGUACCUCGUUCCUCGAUCCUCGCCUCCCCAAACAGCAGACGAAUCAUGCGUGAAGCGUCGUCGGACCGGGAGCGGUGACCACUGUAGCAGCAGCAGCAGCACAGUGUCGAAGAGCAGUAGCUUGCCAGUGGUCACUACAUGGGAUGACGACUCCAAAGCACCAACAUAUGAGUCAUCGCUGGAUGCACCAGUGGCUCAAGAAGAACCUGUUGGUCAGAACCAAGCCAGAACAGCGUGCCUUAGCCAAAGCGGGGACCAGGCUUCCACUUCUGGGCCAGGGUGCAACAGCAGCACCGCCGCUUUAUGCGACACCGUGCCAGCAACUACUGCAAUUGAUGGCCAUUUUGAACCGCACUUGGAGCCGCCCAUCUGCCACAUCUGUAUGUGUGUGGUAACGAGAGGUACACCGACACUGUCUGUGGACAAAGCUGUGCAAGCCUUCGAGGAGCUUUGUCAGACCUCGACUGAAAAUCCGGCACUGCCAACAUCUUGCGGUGCCACAGAAAUGUGCCGUGAAAGCGCAGGUUGA
Molecule: messenger RNA, 1072 nt
Organism: Ixodes scapularis (black-legged tick)
Lineage: Eukaryota; Metazoa; Arthropoda; Arachnida; Ixodida; Ixodidae
Product: THAP domain-containing protein 10-like
Exons: 5
Coding region: 185-1072 (295 amino acids)
Molecular function (GO): sequence-specific DNA binding
Source: RefSeq, a predicted model, not a curated record